Amoebophrya sp. A25 is the source of this 1079-nucleotide messenger RNA. The record is from the annotation of a GenBank genome assembly. Lineage: Eukaryota; Dinophyceae; Syndiniales; Amoebophryaceae.
AUGGCCUCCCUCCUAGACGCUUACGAAAACCCGGCGAGUGCAGAGAGGUAUUAUCACGUGUACGAGAAGACGAAGCUUCUACAAGCAACGACAGAGCAGAGUUUGAAGAGUGUACUGAAGAAUGCGAACCAAAUGCACGCUCUGGAAAUCCGGUCUAGAGAAAUGGAGGAUGCGAGUCAGUUUUUGGAAGCGUCAGCGGCGAGGUUGAAGAAGCAUUACUGGUACAACCCAUGUGAUAGUUUGAAUUUUUGUUACAAUUGCCCAUUUGAAUUUCUCUUAUGUAACAAACUUACAACAGAGUCCUUUGUCUUGUUAAAAUGAACCCACCACUCGUCACCAUCAUCGUCAGAACAUGAUCGAGACUUCAUCACUCUCUCAUAUCAUUCUCAAAUCAACAGGUGGAAGAAUAAGCUAUUGAUGAGCACGAUAGGCAUAGUUGCCUUGAUAAUCCUGCUCAUUGUGGUGAUAAAAGUGCUACCUUCAAGUGGAGAGAAUCCACCUGCGGUGCCACCUCCUGGAGGUGGCACCAAUGGUGGUGACAAUGGGGGAAAUAUCCCUUUGAUGCCGUCGACUGCUGAAAACCCAGCGGGUGGAGAGGACCCCGCAAUGGCAGGUACUAGGGAGCUGGAUCAAGUAGUUCUCGGAAGAGAAAUAGAGGUUGGAGGAGACGUGCAGCAUUUACAUACUACUGGCGGAACAGCAGCUCCAAGAAGCGGAGGAUCUCCACGAGGAUCUUCACUUCUACACCAACCGCAGCAUCACCCACUUCCCCAGGAGGAUCUUCACUUCUACACCAGCAGAACGUCUUCAUAGGUAGUCAGCCUCGUGCGUCGCCGAAGAUUCUUGAUGUGCGUCCACCCUCUUCACUUCUACACCAGCAGAACGUCUUCAUAGGUAGUCAGCCUCGUGCGUCGUCGGAGAUUCUUCCGAAGCUACUCGCUGAACCAGAUGUUGAAGACAUGUAAAGAUAUUCAAGAGCUUCCCAUGAUCAUACUACACAUAGAAAGUGUUCGAAAGCGCCCUUUGGAGGAUUGUCUUUCGACAACAUGUUCCGCAUGCAAUCAUAGGUUUGCAAGGUC